Messenger RNA from Brassica napus (rape), 1725 nucleotides. RefSeq names its product B3 domain-containing protein REM13-like. The transcript is spliced from 3 exons. Gene Ontology annotation, molecular function: DNA binding. The record is from RefSeq and is a predicted model, not a curated record. Bases 175 to 1275 code for a protein of 366 amino acids. Lineage: Eukaryota; Viridiplantae; Streptophyta; Magnoliopsida; Brassicales; Brassicaceae.
GUUUUAGAAAAGAAAAAAUGAACAACUCUUGAUAAUGUCUCUUAUUUUUUUGAUAGGUGGUUGCACCUCUUUGCCGGAAACCCAAACAUUAUAAAUAGUCUCUCUUGUUUUGAAUCCUAGUGGCGGAGUGCCUACUAGACACUCCUUUACCACUAGACCAACCUAUUUGGUAUCAUGUCUCCUAUUAAUCCUCUGUUUUUUUUGUAUCUACAGAGUCUUCCAAAGCAAUUCUUGAGGGAGAAUGGCAUAAACAAGCCUGGAGAGAUAUGUCUAUUAGAUAAAGAUGGUAUGAAGUGGCCCACAAGCCUUCUACGAGACAAGAAAGGAAUAAUGAGUUUGGGAAAAGGUUGGAAAGAAUUUGUCAAAUCAAACGGCUUAGCUUCUGGAUUCACACUCAAGUUAAUAUGGGAAGACACAACUCCUGCGUUUAGUUUGUGCUGUCCAGAAUCCACCAGUGACAAAGAGCAACAAGAGUAUUUCAAACAUAUCAAGAAACAGUCUCUUUACAUAGAUCCUAGCAACAACGGAGACAAUAGCAGCAAGGAUUCAUCUCCAUCAAGCCAUAACCCAUUGGUAACAAUAAAAAUCAGACCCGACCUUCUCACAUGUAAUAGAAUGCGUCUUCCAAAGCAAUUCGUGAUGGAAAGCAACAUGAACAAGCCUGGAGUGAUAUAUCUGUUGGGCAAAGAUGAUACAAAGUGGACGACAAAGCUUGUGAAGGAAAGAGACGGGAGAAUGAAACUGGGAAGUGGCUGGACAGUUUUUGCUGAAGCAAACGGCUUUAAGACAGGCGAGUCCGUUACGUUGGAGUCAAUAUGGGAAGAUGGGACUCCUAUGAUCAGGUUUCUCCGUACAGGUUCUAACAGUUCAGAAACUAAGAAGAAUGAGUCGGUUUCCACGGAAGUCACAGAGCCUAAAACGAGUGGUUCAUCUUCAGAGAUCCAUGACCGGUUCGUGACAUUAACACUAUUACCUGAAGAUGUCAAAGCCGGUGUACUGAUUAUUCCUAGUCAGCUCUUGGAGGCUAAUGGCGUCAACAAACUUGGGAAGAUAACUAUUUUGGGUGAAAACAAAAUGGAGUUGUCAGGAUAUCUAUUGUCAAGAGGUGGAACUGUUGCUUUGGAAAAUGGUUGGGGUGAGUUUUGUGAAGCUAAUGGCGUAAAGCUAGGAGAGUCUUUCACUUUGGAGUUCAUUAAGAAACCAGACAAAACAACUCAUGUAUUCAAGUUUUGUUCUAUAGGGAGACUAACAAAUAGUCACCAAAAUGUUAAUUAGAUAUAGAAGUUGUUCCAGGUGGUGACAACUCUUCAUCCUCCAUGGUAGUAAAUCAGAGCACAUUUUUUACUAAUGAUAUACCUAAUAUUAUCAGUGACUGUGAGUAAACAAAUGCCAAAGUUAAUAGACAAUAAAACCUUUUUAUUUUGUCAACAGAUAGUAAAAUCUAACAACUGUCACGUAAUUUAUUACAUUUUCAUUUGUUUGCAAACCGUCAGGACUGAUCAGUUAUGUUAUUUAUUGCCCAUCACUCCUGUCCUGGACACUUAGCUGCAAUGUCCUCGACUAUGUCAUGCCCUCGGAUCAAUAGCUUAUAUUCUUGUUUUGACUUUGUUAGUAACAUAAUAUAAGCAGAAACUAUUCUUCCACAUGAUCUUCAGUGAUAACAUGAACAAAGUUUUUAGUCAAAAAAAAAAAAUAACAUGAACAAAGUGUUAUUACUGUUUCAAC